This is a messenger RNA of Pogoniulus pusillus (Red-fronted tinkerbird), 2788 nucleotides long. RefSeq names its product unconventional SNARE in the ER 1 (gene USE1). Gene Ontology annotation, molecular function: SNAP receptor activity. Bases 7 to 840 code for a protein of 277 amino acids. The transcript has 8 exons. Gene Ontology annotation, biological process: retrograde vesicle-mediated transport, Golgi to endoplasmic reticulum. The record is from RefSeq and is a predicted model, not a curated record. Lineage: Eukaryota; Metazoa; Chordata; Aves; Piciformes; Lybiidae. Gene Ontology annotation, cellular component: SNARE complex; endoplasmic reticulum.
CCCAAGAUGGCGCCGCCGGAAGUGGCGCUGAGGCAGGUUCCGGUGGCGGCAGCAGCCAUGGUGGCGACGCGGCUGGAGCUGAACCUGGUGCGGCUGCUGAGCCGGUGCGAGGCGCUGGCGGCGGAGCGGCGGGACCCCGAGGAGUGGCGGCUGGAGAAGUAUGUGGCUGCUCUGGAAGAUAUGCUGCGAGAGCUGAAGAAGCAGGCGAGUAGCAAGCCAGCCCCGGAGCUGCUGAACGAAUACUCUCGCAAAGUGGACUUCCUGAAGGGGCUUUUAGAAGCUGAGAAAUUGUCUUCAUCGACUGAAAAGGCUCUGGCAAAUCAGUUGCUGGCCCCGGGCCGUACCCCUACGACAGCCAAAGAGAGAACCUCAGCUACCAGAACGGUUCACCUGCAGGCCAAGGCUCGCUGCACAGGCAAGAUGAGGAGCGAGCUGCUCGGCACAGACCCCUUGGCUCUCAAUGAUUUUGAGGAGUUAACCGCGAGGAAGCGGAAAGGCCUCGCAGCUGAUGAGAAGCAGUCAGCGGUGGAGCUGGACGCUGUGUUGCAGCACCACCAGGACAUGCAGGAGAAGUUAGCUGAAGAAAUGCUAGGUCUGGCUCGCAGCCUCAAGAACAACACUCUGGCUGCACAGAAUGUGAUCAAACAAGACAACCAGACGCUGUCUCACUCUCUUAGGAUGGCAGACCAGAACUUUGAGAAGCUCAAGGAUGAGUCUGACCGCCUGGAGCAGCACGCCAAGAAGUCAGUCAACUGGCUGCUCUGGAUAAUGCUGAUCGUGGUUUGUUUUAUAUUCAUCAGCAUGAUUCUCUUCAUCAGGAUUUUCCCCAAACUAAAAUGAUUCCUUCAUUUAAAACUGCCAGAAGUGUAGUUCUUAAGCUCAGCUGGUGCAAGAACCCUCAACAGUGAAUUUCUUCACCUCCUGUAGAGGCUGCCCAUGGCCUGCCUUGCAUCCCUCUUGUUCAAUCACUGGUUCCAGUGAGAAGGGUCAUGAGGGAGGCUGUCUGCACUUGGCUACUUCAUUACUCUUUACUCAGUGAAUGUUGUUGACUGUUAAGGGAGAACUGGGAUCCAAAUGCAACUGCUCACAAGUUCCACAGUGGCUAGAGACAGUGCUGGUUCUGCUGGGGUGAGUGUUAGGACUUCUAAAAGGCAUUUCUCAGUGCAAAUGUAAGUGCAGGUGAAGUCUUAACAGUCUGCCUGUCCUUACAGCUGUACUGAGUGAGGAACCUUGCUGCCAGCAGGACACUGAAUUGCAGAGCUGUGUACACACACACAGCUGUAGGGUGUAGAAGAAUGCUGCCUUUGAGUUGCUUGCCUGGCUCAGGUUCAGGCAGUAUCAGCAGGUAAUGCUGCUCUCAGGCUCACCUUUUUCCCCAGUCCUCACUUCAGACCCACUAUGGCAGAGCAGAAGUCACUUGGCUGUUGCAAUUCUUGUUGCCCUUUCUGUGUUGUGUGUUCUCUCUUACUCAUUGUCUCUUCUCUUGGUGCUCUUGCAUCAGGAAACACUGUGGCCCUGGCACAGCAGAGCUGUGCACACAGUGCCCUCCAAGUGAUGGACAGUUCGCCUGUACAGACACUUUCCCACUCUUCAGAUGGGGGUGAAGGAGGCUGCUGUUGUGAAGACAAGUCCUCCAAAUUCAGCCUUCAGCUUUAGAGAGAGGUUCUUCUGGUCAGAGUGUGCCUGUCAGGCACUCAAGAAAUCACUGCAGUGAAGCAGAGAGAGAAACCAGAAUGAGUUUAGAAACACUGCUACUGCUCAGAACAAAGUAGAGCCUGCAGGGCAGCGAAGCUGUGACAGUGUAAAAGCCUUUUGUUGUUAUAAGCUCAAAGCAAAUCGCUGCAUCUGUGCUGCCAUCCCUGGGGUCCCCUUCUGGAGGUGGUGUAGGCAGAGUGGGCUCCAUGCUGUGCAGGGUGAGGCUCAGCAGAUGACCAUCGCUGCUCCUUGGCCGUUUCUGCUGCUGCAGCAGCCACUAGAAGGAUUGUGCAGGGCCUGCCUGAUGAUCCCACAGCAGCCCCGGUUAGGGGAAGGUGAGGGAAGAGCUGCUUGUCCCCACUCUUGAGUUCUGAUGGAAGAGUGCUGCUCUUCAUGCCCCCCAGGGUGGCAGGCUCUGCCUCAGAGCUGUUCCUCGGUUGCAGAAUGGGAAUGAAGAGAGUUUAACAUUUACCUGAAGGAUUUUUGAUCAGUGAGCAGAAGGGUUGCAGGUUGGUUUGCCGCUGACUCUGGAUCACCGAAGGAGUGACCCUGUGAAGGAGCUCUGCAGCUCCUCACCCCUGCUGCUUCUGCUCAAGCAAAGCACACAGGAAGGUGCAGUUGUAGCAAUCCACAGUUGGACACUUCUGCUUUCCCCAAAGCUUUUCUUCCACUGCGUUGUUCCUGGCUGCAGGCUUCCAGGGGGGCUGGGUGCUGUGUCACCUUGCAGGGGGGCUGGGUGCUGUGUCUCCUUGCAGGGGGGCUGGCUGCUGUGUCUCCUUGCAGGGGGGCUGGCUGCUGUGUCUCCUUGCAGGGGGGCUGGCUGCUGUGUCUCCUUGCAGGGGGGCUGGCUGCUGUGUCUCCUUGCAGGGGGGCUGGGUGCUGUGUCACCACAUGGGUUUUGAGUUCUAAUUGUUUAGUGGUUCCCCUGUAGUUUCCUCAGUGCUGAGCUCUUAGAGCAGAGGCUGGAUGUGGUGCUGGAGUGGUUUGUGUGAGAGCCAUGGUGGGAUGCUACAGCACAAAUUCCUCAGCUCCUCUAACUAACAUUUUCUCCUUUAUUACUUUAAAUAAAUUUUCUCACAGCUUGGAUGCAUCA